Cololabis saira (Pacific saury) is the source of this 2370-nucleotide messenger RNA. RefSeq names its product KH domain-containing, RNA-binding, signal transduction-associated protein 1-like. Bases 238 to 1359 code for a protein of 373 amino acids. Gene Ontology annotation, molecular function: poly(A) binding; mRNA binding. NCBI's taxonomy places the organism in Eukaryota, Metazoa, Chordata, Actinopteri, Beloniformes, Belonidae. The transcript has 9 exons. Gene Ontology annotation, cellular component: nucleus. The record is from RefSeq and is a predicted model, not a curated record. Gene Ontology annotation, biological process: regulation of alternative mRNA splicing, via spliceosome.
GCUUCCCCCUCAAAAGCAGCUGCGCCAUCCCCUCCUUUGUCUGCGAGGAGAGCUCUGCUACGGUCACCGGCCCGGCACGACCCGCUUCACUUUCACACCAAAAAGAAAAACCAAGGGCCUAACGUGAACUCAACCAGCCUCAUCACGAACCUGCUAGUCGGCCUGGACCCGGCGAGCGUCGAGAAGAGCCACUCCGAGUCCACAGAGACGAGCUCCGCCGCUGCGAAGGAAAUCAAAAUGGAAGACAGCAAGUACCUCCCGGAGCUGCUGGCCGAGAAGGACAGCCUGGAUUCGUCCUUCACACACGCCAUGAAGCUGAUUUCUGCAGAAAUCGACAGGAUUCAAAAAGGCGACACGAAGAAAGAGCCAGAAAAGGAGAAUUACCUGGACCUUUUUGCUACAAAGAGCCUGAAACUCAAAGAGCGAGUGCUCAUCCCCACAAAGCAGUAUCCCAGGGUUAACUUCGUUGGAAAGCUUUUGGGACCCCAGGGCAGCACGAUCAAAAGGCUUCAGGAAGAGACCGGGGCGAAGAUUUCUGUUCUUGGAAAAGGCUCCAUGAGGGACAAAACCAAGGAGGAAGAACUUAGAAAGGGUGGCGAGGCAAAGUAUGCUCACCUGGCCAUGGAGCUGCAUGUGUUCAUUGAAGUUACAGCACCCAUUCCUGAGGCCUACCUGCGUAUGGCGCACGCAAUGGAUGAAGUCAAGAAAUUCCUUAUUCCUGAACCUGGUGAGCAUGAUCCCUACAUGGACCCUCACUUCCUGAAUGGGUCCCAGGAUGGUUCCGGAAGGGGCCGUGGAGGUCUCAGAGGCCGGGGUGGGCCACCUGGUGCUGGAGGACCAAGGGGCCGAGGGAUGCCACGAGGAACCCUCAGAGGAGCCGUGCGAGGAGGUGCAGUACGAGGUGGGGCACCAGGGCGAGGGGGUGCGCCCAGGGGGGCACCAGCUGGUAGAGGCGGGCUACCGUCUGCUUCUGCCAGAGGAGGCUCUUCGACUCGCUCCAGACCACCAACAUCAGGGGCUCCGAGGAUGCUCCCUUCCUCUGCCAUGUCCCAUCAGCAACACCAGGUUUCUGCAGGAUCGCAGUCCAAACCUGACGGUUAUGAGGACUAUUCCUCGUAUGAAGAGCCCUAUGCAGAGGCUGCAUAUGAGGGAUAUGAUAACUAUUAUAGUCAGCAGUCUGCGCCUGCGGACACUGAAUAUUAUGACUAUGGACACGGUGAAGCCCAGGAUGCGGGAUAUGACCCUUACAGUCAGGCUGAUUGGGACAACUCAUGGUCUGGCUCUGGGGCUGGAGGCAAAGCCCCCCAAUCACGGCAGACGAAGGGGGCAUAUAGAGAGCAUCCCUACGGAAGAUACUGAGCGGCUACUGGUAGAGAGUUGCUGUGGCAACUGUCUCCGAUUGUAACUCACUUAACUUUUCAAAAGUAAUUUCCCACUUGUUUUUAUUUUUGUGUUUUUCUUUUUUUAAUGGUUUAUUUUUGUUUUUAAACAGUUUUGUUGGAUGUAACAGAUGCGUGAAUGCAACUUUUUUCUUUUUCACUGGAACAAUAGUGACAUUUUAGUGAUAUUUCAUCCGUUUUUGAACAAACUGGGAUUGUGGCGAUAAACUUACAUCGGCUGCAUUUUCAAAAGUCUUUCAUGGCUGAGGGGAAAGAAAAAUGUUUGUCUCAAUGUUAGCUUGCUUAUAACUAAAACACUCAGAAAUUUAAACACAAUCUUGAAGUAUUGAUUAGCACAAAAAAGUAUUUAUGUUGCAUUAAAACGUAGUCUUGUGUGAAUUAGUUUCCUAAAAUAUUCUAGACAUCGUUUUGACAAAGACUAAAAUCCUUUAUUUCUGAUACCUCUUAUGAUUGGCACAAUAAGUCUUCUGUAACUGCAAAAUUAUCAUUGAUCUAAUUCUGGUAAAGCCUGAAGGAUUACCAAUCCAUGCUGUAUAUAAGGAAGGCUGCAGUCAACUCAAUAUUUUGUAUAUGACCGUAAGACAACUGUGUAUGCUUUCAAGUCAUACGUCUCUAAAAUGCAUAAUGCUUGUGUACCUUUUGCCUAAAUAGGUUACUAAACAUAUCCCCAAAUGUAUUACUGCAGUGCGUGUUUCAAUAAAGUUUCUAGCUCCUUUUUAAUUAACCUAAAUUUGGUAUUUUGCCUUUGUGUUACCAAAGGAAUGCCUUCAAUUUGUGAAAAUGGUCCUCAGCGGUUCCCGAAAGUGCUGAAUAAGUUGUAUGUAUACAAGUCAAACUGAUACUCAAAAAUCAAAAAAAAAAAAGAGAAAACUGUUUUGCUAAUGAGCUUUAUCCCUUCGUCUGUCUUCAAAACUAAAUGACAUUUGUAAUGCCACCUUCAAAACAAGAAAUAAAGCUCAUCAUUCCAUGA